AUGGAUGAUUAUGAUUAUGACAAUGAUGAUGAAGUGGACGAUGAUGGAUAUGCAGGCGAUCACGAUGAUGACGUCCAUCUGAUAAAAGGAAGACUUAGACUACAAUCAGCAACCACACAUCAUGGAGAUGGCGAUCACGAUAAUGAUGAUGAUGAUGAGUAUGAUGAAGAGGACCAGUUCUACGACAGGUCGAGCGUGGACACAAUGCCAACACGUGGAAUAACAAGCAGGAUAAAGAGUGUCGAUAGAGGAAUGCACAAGAUAUUCUCAUAUCACGAUAUCCCCUCUGCAGGCGGGGUCUCUGCCAUGGACGAUGCGAUGAGUGACCAUCACUUGGUGCUUCGAAGGAGCUUUGGUCGUGAUGAUGGCGAGCCUGGUGGUGGACUGCUGGUCGUAUCCACACGCUCACGAUCCGGUAGUCAGGAGGAGGUGUUUGAGGACGUUGUCUUGGAACAGGAUGCUCAAGAGGUGGACGGCGCCAACAAACCCGUGUCGCCAUCACCAUUCAAACAGUUGAUCACACAAAAGUUGCGUUCACUAUCCACUCACAUCGACAUCAAUGAGAAGUACAUGACAUUCCCGGUGGGCGCCGGUGGCGGUGUCGGUGGCGGUCGUCUCGUGCACAGCCAAUCACAACAACAACAAUUGAACAAAUCAAACUCAUCGCUGCCCAAUGGUGGCGGUAACAGUGGCAAUGGUCACAAGAUCUCAUCACCAUCAACAACAGCGCACUCAUACUCAAUCAAUCAUACUACAUCCUUUGUAUCAAUGCCCAACCUUAUGCAACCACAACAACAACAACUACCAAAGUCACAGUCACAAUCACAAUCAUUACUGCAACAUAGCACAGACACGACACCAUCGCUCACGCCUCGACUGGGCGCGGUAGUGGUGCACUCCACUUCUGCGACGCCUACCCAUACUCCAUUCUCAACGCCAAGCAAACAUGCCAAUGGCGGCAGCAUCAAUCAUCACGAUCACAACAACAUACACACACCUGGCGCCAUACUGUUGAGCACGCCCGGAGUCCUGCCCAUCGCCCAUCACCACUCCCUGCUGCUCGAGCCCCAGCAGCACCUAGCCUCGUCGAUCACGCGCCCGAUCCUCUCGUCCGAGACCAACAAGAUCAGCAACAAGCUCAUCGUCCUCCUGGCUCUCUCCAUCUUCUUCAGCGUGUCCAACCUAUACUACAUCCAGCCGCUGCUCAACAUCGUCGCCGAGGAGUUCCACGUCGGCUACUCAGUGGUGGCGCUCACCACCAUGGCUGUGCAGGCCGGCUACGCGGUCGGCCUGCUCUUCAUCUCGACGCUGGGAGACAUCAUAUCAAAGAAGCGACUCAUUCUCAUUCUAUCGGCAAGCAGCUGUCUCAGUCUGGUGGGCGUGGCGCUCUCCUUCCACAUCGUCCAACUGAUCAUCUUCCAGUUUGUUGUUGGCUGCUCCACGAUAAUACCACACAUUGCGAUACCACUGGCCAUUGACCUGUCCAACUCGACAGAGCGCACUGGUAUCCUCAGCAUCCUAAUGUCGUCACUCUUUGUCGGACUACUUGGCGCACGAGUACUCAGUGGCAUCAUCACAGAAUUCCUCGAUUGGCGAGGUGUAUACUAUUUUGCCUCCAUUGUAAUGUUCAUAAUAUCUAUCCUACUCUUCCUGCUUCUACCAUAUACACCAAGGAGCCAGAACCCAAUACCUUACAAACGAUUGCUUUCAUCAAUAUUUAGAUUGUUCAAGACUGAGCCAACACUGAUACAGACGAGCUUUAUUGGCAGCGCUGUGUUUGCCACAUUUUCCAUAUUGUGGACAACGUUGUCGUUCAGAUUGAACGAACAGCCAUUUCACUAUAGCAGUGGAUUCAUUGGAUUGUUUGGCCUGAUUGGCAUGGCGGGUGCCGUCACAGCGCCAUUCGCCAAUCGUCUCACCGACUGCUUCCCCAACAUCAUGAUCGUCCUCUCACUCGUGGUCUCUGUCGUUGGCUACACCAUACUACUUCUAUUCGACAAUCAUCUGUUGGCCAUCAUUGCCGGUAUAUUCAUUCUAGACUUGGGCGUUCAAUCAUGUCACAUCACGAAUCAAUCAAGGAAUCAUCAGUUGGCCACCAACAACAAUCGUGGCGCUGGCGAACAUUCACUUGGCAGCAGCAACAGUAGUAAUGGGUCCUACACAUUCACGCCAAGGACACAUAUCAACGCGGCUUACAUGGCGUCAUACUUUGUCGGUGGCGCAGUUGGCAGUGGAUUGUGUGGCGUCGUCUAUGAGUACGCCGGAUGGAAAGGUUCCUCCAUACUAGCCAUGGUAUUCCUGGGAUUGGCCAUGGCAGGACAUCUCUCACUCUACAAACUGCACCACAACAACAUUGCUGUUGAUGUCGAUAACAACGAAUCAAUCAAUGUAAUGCAAGAGAUAAUAUAA
This is a messenger RNA of Acytostelium subglobosum LB1, 2409 nucleotides long. RefSeq lists its product as hypothetical. NCBI's taxonomy places the organism in Eukaryota, Evosea, Eumycetozoa, Acytosteliales, Acytosteliaceae. The transcript is spliced from 2 exons. The record is from RefSeq and is a predicted model, not a curated record. Gene Ontology annotation, molecular function: transmembrane transporter activity. Bases 1 to 2409 code for a protein of 802 amino acids. Gene Ontology annotation, biological process: transmembrane transport.